Messenger RNA from Paramuricea clavata, 793 nucleotides. Lineage: Eukaryota; Metazoa; Cnidaria; Anthozoa; Malacalcyonacea; Plexauridae. The record is from the annotation of a GenBank genome assembly.
AUGGAUGUUGCAGCCGUAUCAUCAGCUACACAUGAAUGUCUUACAGAUUUGGGGCUACAUGCAAAAGGGGAUAUUUUUGCUUUGAAAGCAUUUUGUCAUCAUCGUCAAUUCACAUUUACCAGUAAGAAUGUAGUGUAUGAUGAGAAAAACGAUUAUGAAGAUAGAAAGAGGGAACUCCUGGCACAACUGCAAACAGGAAGCCAAAAGAAAAGGAACGAAUCUGUUGACAAACAUUCUAGGUCCAGCAUGUCUAAGAGACCUGUUGAAAAAUAUAAGACACGUAAAAUAUUUCUUGGUUGGCUUCAUUAUUCUGAAAAAAAAAGAACUGUUUGUAGCAGUGAGACUAAACAGUGGAGGAGGAACCAGAAGAUUAGAUGUUGGGAGCCAUUUCAAUAAGGAGAUGCUUAUUGGAGAAGGCAAGAAAUUGUUUUAUCCGAGUGGCGAAUCUUCUCAAGCUAGGACAAGCUGACGACAUGGUUUUUGAUCUUGCCAACUUCAAAGGAGAAAGCAUCGGCAUUCUGAAGAUAAUAAACAGCCUUUCUCUAUACAAAAGUACAUUGAAAUGAACAAACUGACACAAGUCCGACUCUACUUGACAACUAGGCAUAUACUGAUUGAUUCUUUAGACAUCGACAAUGAGGAUAGAGGACUCACAGAUGAAGACAUUAAAAUGAGCACAUCAGAUAAUGAAGAAAUCAUAAUAGAAAGUGGAAGUGAAAACGAUGAUGAAGUUCUAAUGCAUCCCGUUUUCGAUAGUGGUACAACACCUACUGGUUCUUCAGAAGAAAGGUAA